GCAAACCGUUUACGGAUGUUGAGCACAACACAACACAAAAAAAACUUUUAAUUGAAACAGAUACUUAAGCAAAAUGAAGUGGCUAGUACUGAUCAGUGUUUUGGUGAUCCUGUCUCAGUGUUCGGCGAAAAGCGUGAAGAUCCAUCGGCGACACCAGCUUAAUCAUCAUUUGGGCUACGUUAAGCCCGAGACCCGGGUGAUUGGAGGAAUCGAUUCCCCCUCUGGAUUUGCUCCCUACCAGGUGUCCAUCAUGAGCACCUUUGGAGAGCAUGUGUGUGGUGGCAGCAUCAUCGCGCCACAGUGGAUACUCACCGCCGCCCAUUGCAUGGAGUGGCCCAUUCAGUACCUGAAGAUUGUCACCGGCACAUUGGACUACACGAAACCAGGAGCGGAGUAUCUGGUAGAUGGUUCGAAGGUCCAUUGCAGUCACGACAAACCGGCCUAUCACAAUGACAUAGCAUUGAUCCACACGGCUACGCCCAUUGUUUACGAUGCCCUGACUCAACCUAUUAAGCUGGCCAAAAAGGGAUCACUGCCGAAGGCGGGAGACAAGCUGACACUGACGGGUUGGGGCAGCACCAAGACCUGGGGAAGGUACUCCACCCAGCUGCAGAAGAUCGACCUGAACUACAUCGAGCACGACAACUGCCUGUCCCGAGUGCGAAACGCCAACUGGCUGAGCGAAGGACAUGUGUGCACCUUCACCCAGGAGGGCGAGGGAUCCUGCCAUGGCGAUUCCGGCGGACCCUUGGUGGAUGCCAACCAAACCCUCGUGGGCGUGGUCAACUGGGGUGAGGCAUGUGCCAUUGGCUAUCCCGAUGUCUUCGGCUCGGUGGCCUACUACCACGAUUGGAUCGAGCAGAUGAUGACUGACUCUGGAACCGCAUGCUGAACCGCAAAGGUCCAAAAGUCGCCCGAGGGGGUACAAAAGCCAAAAGCGAACAAAAAUAGCAGCUGCCAUAUAAUGGCUCCUGCAAAUUGAUCAAAUUAGACUGUAAAUUUUAUCACUUAGAUAUCAAAGAUAUCGUAAAAUAUUUAUGAACAAAUAAAUGAACAAUUGCGUA
Messenger RNA from Drosophila erecta, 1064 nucleotides. Its product is annotated as chymotrypsin-2. Lineage: Eukaryota; Metazoa; Arthropoda; Insecta; Diptera; Drosophilidae. Gene Ontology annotation, biological process: proteolysis. The coding region runs from base 74 to 892 and encodes 272 amino acids. The transcript has a single exon. Gene Ontology annotation, molecular function: serine-type endopeptidase activity. The record is from RefSeq and is a predicted model, not a curated record.